Molecule: messenger RNA, 1887 nt
Organism: Lycium barbarum (goji berry)
Lineage: Eukaryota; Viridiplantae; Streptophyta; Magnoliopsida; Solanales; Solanaceae
Exons: 2
Coding region: 1-1887 (628 amino acids)
Source: RefSeq, a predicted model, not a curated record
AUGGUGGAGCAUGAAGAUAAUAACCGAUUAUGCUCCUUACCUGAUGAAAUUGAGAUUAGGCAGGCUGUUUUUGACCUUAAUCCAAACAGUGCCCCAGACCUGGAUGGAUUUGGGGGCUGUUUCUACCAAAGUUGUUGGCAGAUUAUAAAGGAUGACAUGGUGGAUUUUGUCCAGAGUUUUUUCAGGGGUGCUAACCUUACUAAAUUUUAUACCAGCACUUGUCUAGUGCUUAUUUCUAAGGUUGAGCAUCCAGCCUCUUUCACUGAGUUCAGGCCUAUAAGCUUAAGCAACUUCACCAAUAAGAUUUUGUCUAAGAUCUUAAGUAGCAGGCUAUUACCUAUGCUAAAUAAGUUAACAUCAGAAAACCAAAGUGAUUUUAUACCAAGCAGAAUGAUUACAGAAAACAUUCUUUUGGCUCAAGAAGUGAUUCAUGAUAUAAGAAAGGAGAAUGAGGGUGGUAAUAUGGUUCUCAAGCUGGACAUGUCCAAAGCUUACGACAGAGUUGAUUGGGAAUUUUUAACAGCAGUUCUCAAAAGAUUUAGAUUCUUUGAUUUACGGAUCAACAUGGUAUGGAGGCUGGUCUCUGGGAAUUGGUACUCUAUUUUGAUUAAUGGUCACAUGAGGGGUUUCCUCAAUUCCACUAGAGGGUUAAAACAAGGGGACCCCUUAUCCCUCUCUUUAUUCCUCCUAAGUGCUGAAGUUCUCUCCAAAAUGUUGAAUAUGCUUCCUCUUAACCAUCACUUCACUGGUUUCCAUAUACAGUCUCAAGGUCCUCAAAUCACUCAUCUUGCUUAUGCAGAUGAUGUGAUUAUUUUUUCCUCCGAAAAUCACAGGUCCAUAGAACUUGUUCUUCAACAGCUUUGGUUUUAUGAAAAGUGUUCUGGCCAGAAGAUCAAUGUGAACAAGAGCUGUUUUUUAGUAGCUCCCAAUACUAAUGAUUCUGUUGUUCAGUCCCUGAAAGUUUUCACUGGUUUCAAACAUUCUGUUUUCCCUAUAACUUAUUUGGGAUGUCCUUUGUAUGUGGGAAGAAAGAAAAUUGCAUUUUUCAAUGAGGUGGUUUCAAAGAUUGUGAGGAAGUCAAAUGGGUGGCAAGCUGUUGUUGAUCCCCCUAAAAUAGUGAUAAGACAAAUUGAAAGUUAUCUGGCCAGUUUCUUUUGGGGGUCAUCUAAUGGAAAACAAAGAUACCACUGGUCAUCAUGGGAUAAGCUAUGCUUCCCCACUAAGGAAGGUGUCCUGGGAUUCAGAAUCAUCCGGGAUAUUUCAGAGAGCUUUGCAUACAAAAGAUUGUGGAGAUUUAGGGCCAUUAGAUCCUUAUGGUCUGAAUUUUUGAAUGCCAAAUAUUGUAGAAGGGUUGGACUUGUAGAGAGGAAAUUUCAGUCUGGUCAAUCUCACUGUUGGAAGAAACUCAUGGAGGUUAAAUUUGAAGCUGAAAAGAACAUUCUCUGGAGAGUUAACAAGGGAGAGAUCAAAUUGUGGUGGGAUAAUUGGACAGGGCAACGGGCUCUUGCCAACUCAUUCCAUGUAGAGGGUGCAAACUCUAAGAUGUUGAUCAAGGAUGCUAGACAGAAUGAAGUGUGGAAUUUCCUUGAAUUUCAUCAACUCCUUGAAUACCUUAUUGAACUCUUUCAGUCCAUUGAGUUUGGUGACCCUAACCUCCCGGAGCAUGCCAUCUGGAUGUCGUCAAUUUUUGGUAAUUUUACCACCAAGACUGCCUGGAAGUUGGUGAGGCAAACCAGAACCAAUAUUAACACCCUUGAAAAAAUAUGGCACAAAUUUCUUCCUUUUAAAAUGUCCUUUAUCGUGUGGAGAGCUCUCAAAAGAAAAUUACCAUUUGAUGAUAUCAUUGUGAGGUUCAAUAUUGAUAUUGUUUCUAGGUGCCACUGUUGA